This is a messenger RNA of Mercenaria mercenaria, 1989 nucleotides long. RefSeq lists its product as uncharacterized. Gene Ontology annotation, cellular component: nucleus. Gene Ontology annotation, biological process: positive regulation of Notch signaling pathway. Bases 180 to 1940 code for a protein of 586 amino acids. Lineage: Eukaryota; Metazoa; Mollusca; Bivalvia; Venerida; Veneridae. The record is from RefSeq and is a predicted model, not a curated record. The transcript is spliced from 10 exons.
GUCGUAAGAACGUGGUUGAACGUAAACAACUUUAGGAGUUUGCUGAUAUUUCUCAAAGUAGAAUAUGACACGCAUCGUGUUCACAUUUUAUACAUUUCCAACAAGUUCAUAUUCGAAAAUGGCUGGAAAUUAAGAACUAACUUUUUCCCAAAAAAUUGUUAAGAGUUAAGCCAGCAAAGAUGUGGAACUGUAAGGUGUUGAUUCCUCCACCAUACUGUGAAAUGAAAACAUUACUGAAACCAGCAGAAAAAGGAUGUUUAUUAGAAGCCAGGAAGUUUUUAAAGAAAUCUGAUGGACCAAUAAAUGACCAUAUGAAGUUAAUGACAGCAGAACUGUACAUGACAAAACGUAUCAUUUACAAACUGAGUAACCAGUUCAGGAGUGACAAAGGUCUGAAAACUCUUAAACAGGUUCAUACAUGUCUGAAACGUCUUGAAAUAGUAAACAUAGAGAAACAGUUGGCUGAUUCCUUACAGCUUAUUGACAAAGUUUGCAGUGGAGAUGAGACAGAAUUUUUUUUACCAUCUCGUCAGGUGAUCGAGUACCAGCUGGUGAUAUUACAGGGUGCUGGUGCCCUGCUCCGUCAGACUGUGCAAUAUUGUCAGAAGUCAUUCAUACAUGUGAGACAACAUUUAGAGUUGGGCCAUAUGAUACCUCAGAACAUAGCCCUGCUAGCUCUCAUCUCCAGAUUGUGGUAUGUGUGUAACUCUCUAGGUCUCUACGUAUGUAAAUGGUAUGGAAAGUUGUACUCAUGUCUGAACAUCUUUAGAUAUACAGCUGUACCAUGGUUGCAGAAUGAGGAAUUACCAGAAGAUCUUUCAGAAUGGUUAACUGAAUUAUUUGGAGAUGAGCCACUACCUGAACAAGACUUGAUGAAAAAUGUUAAAGUUGAGAAAGAGAGUGGCAGUUUACCACAAAGUGUGGAAUUUCUGGAGGCAGCCUAUCAGGAAGAUCUUGGAGAACCAAUACAGAGGAAACAUUUAGUUCAAGAGCCAUAUCUCCUUCCAGACAUUGAAUCAUCAGGAACUGAACAUAUUCUUUCCAGUAGUAGUAAAAGGAAAUUUGAAAUAGACACUGUAGAAAAUGGGGUAAAACAAACUCCAGUAGGAAAGAAACAAAAACUAUCUGUUGGUAACAAAAACACUGGUUUUAAACCAGAGACAGAGAAACAGGAAUCUACAAUGAAGUAUGACAUUGAUGAACCGUCAACAGAUAUGGCAAGUAAAAAGAGAGAGAAGGAAGAACAGCUGAGUGCAAACUUAACAGACACAGAUACUGUAGAUGAUAAACUGACUGUAAAAUUACCUGAAGUAAACAUAAGCAGUAUACAGAGUAUGAUAGCACAUUUGGAAACUGUUCUCCUUACAUAUGAAGAUGUUGACAAUUUUGUCAAGCAAAUUAAGUCUGGAACAUUCGAGGUAUGUGGAACUUGCUUAAAUUUUUCCAAAGUGGGAAAGAAAAAGAUAAUGAAAAAAAUAUACAUUUUGUACAGGUUGAAAAAUCUGAUGAAGGAUAAAGAUUCAUCAUCAAAGACAGAGAAAAUAUUCUUGAAAAAAGUGAGAGGAUCUUUAAGUGAAUUAUUGGUGAAGCACAAUCAAACUACAUUGGGAGAGGCAAAGAAAGAGAGAACUGUGUUAAAAUCUAGUCAGGCAUUAGAUGUUAAAAAUAGAGACAUGUCUUUCUUACCUCAAGGUAGUGAAAUGAAUGUAUUGGAAGAUGAACCACUAGAUGUGAAAGAAAUCAAUGAUGUGAAGGAACAUGUAGAACACCAAAACACUGUUAAGAAGAAAAGAAAAAAGAAGAAAAACAAGAUGAAAACAGAACUGAACAGUAAUGCUUUGACUGAAACAGAGUGCGUUAUGAAAACGAAGGACAAAAUUCAGACUGCUGUAAAAACUACUUCUUCUAAAAAGAGGAAAAAGAAAUCAAAGAGAAAAUGAAUGAUUAAAUACUUGAUUUGUAUGUGAAUAAAUUUAGUUAUACCCACCA